Molecule: messenger RNA, 976 nt
Organism: Emiliania huxleyi CCMP1516
Lineage: Eukaryota; Haptophyta; Isochrysidales; Noelaerhabdaceae
Exons: 4
Coding region: 1-819 (272 amino acids)
Source: RefSeq, a predicted model, not a curated record
AUGCCGCGUUGGUUGGGCACGAAACUGGCGCGCACUGGCCACUGCCCCUGGCCUUUUGCAGGCCAGAACGAAAUCACGCCAACACUGUUGGCCGCACGGGUCGACGACCUGCUCGCGAAGCCAAAGACGGUGCUAGAGAAGGCCAGCAAGGAGAGCCUGAAGCAGCUCUGUGAGGCCUUGCCAUUGCGCGUGAAGCUUCCCUCGGGUGCAACCAACGCGAGCGUCGCAGAGGUGAGGAAGCAUCUCGUAGCCCGGCUCCACGACUCGGCCGCGGAGGCGGCGCGCGUCGAGAGCGAUCGGAUUGCGGCCGAGGCUGCCGCCGCGGAGCCGGCGCACGCCAACGUCAGCAACUACACCGCCACGGAGGGACUGCAGAAGCUCGAGCAGGCGGAGAUGGCGGUGACGGCGCAGAAGGCAAGGCACGGCGGCGACGAGGCCGCUGGGGCAAAGGCGCUUUACCAGCAGUCCAAGCUCAAGGUGGACGAGAAGCUUGAACAGUUUAAGGAGAGGGAGCACAUCGAGGUGGCGCCCGUCUACCUCGGCGACAUCCACCGGCCGGAGUACGCCAACCUGAAGCAGACGAUCACGACCGGCAAGAUGCAGCGCAUGAUCGAGAAGGAGUUUUACACCAUGUUGGAGCGCACCUUCAAACACCACCCUCUCAAGGAGUACUUUGAGCCGCGCAGCGACGGCAAGCAGGGCUACCAGCCAAAGACGGUCUCGCAGGGCCUUGCCGGAAACCGGAAGGAGACGAUGUUUGACAUCGACCACGUGGUGCCGGACAACUGGGGCGGCAUCAACCACCCGCGCAUAGGCUGAGGGUAAGGUUUCUGGAGCCUCGGGUGCUUUUACGCUUUUGAUCGGGUCAGGGGAGAGUGCGACUUUUACCACUUUGGUCGUCUCGGAGCGCCCCACUGUGUGCAUUUUUCAAAAAAAUUCUUCGGCGCUGCGCGCCCCGGGUCGUGCAGUAAGUACU